Molecule: messenger RNA, 3407 nt
Organism: Musa acuminata subsp. malaccensis (wild Malaysian banana)
Lineage: Eukaryota; Viridiplantae; Streptophyta; Magnoliopsida; Zingiberales; Musaceae
Product: heat shock 70 kDa protein 17
Biological process (GO): endoplasmic reticulum unfolded protein response
Cellular component (GO): endoplasmic reticulum chaperone complex
Molecular function (GO): ATP-dependent protein folding chaperone; ATP binding
Source: RefSeq, a predicted model, not a curated record
UGCAACAAAUAGCGAGGAAUAAUAGAAAGCACAAAGAAACUCUCCAAGAGAGAGAAGACGAGAGACCGUUCCGCAUCCUACUUCCUUCCACAGAGCUCCUUCGGAGGCGACAGCGCCAAACCCUACCCUACUCAUCCUCCAACGGUGAGAUUCCCCUCCCAUUCCCCAUCAUCCGGCUACUGAUUCCAAAUUAUUCUUCAUCUUUGGCUGGAGCUCGAGAUCGGCCGCAAAGAUGUCGAGAUUUGCGGCCGGAAUCCGGAUUCUUUUGGUAUUAGUUUCGACCUUUUCCCUGCUUUUGAUCCCCUCCGAACCGGCCGUCUCGAGCAUCGAUCUUGGCUCUGAAUGGAUGAAGGUGGCCGUCGUCAACCUAAAGCCCGGCCAGAGCCCCAUAUCCAUCGCCAUCAACGAGAUGUCCAAGCGGAAGUCCCCCGCUGUCGUCGCUUUCCAUGGUGGUAACCGCCUCGUCGGCGAGGAGGCCGCCGGGAUCGUCGCGCGGUACCCGGACAAGGUGUACUCCUUCGUCCGCGAUAUGAUCGGGAAGCCUUACAAGAAUGCGAAGGAUCUCACGUCUUCUCUCUACCUACCGUACGACCUCGUCGAAGACUCGAGAGGGGCCGCCGGCAUCAGGAUUGACGAUGGGGUCACCGUCUAUACCGCAGAGGAGUUGCUUGCAAUGGUCCUUAGUUAUGGGAUCACCUUAGCAGAGUCCCACGCGACGGUCCCGGUGAAGGAUGCUGUGAUUUCGGUGCCGCCGUAUUUUGGCCAGGCGGAGCGGAGGGGAAUACUUCAGGCGGCACAGCUGGCAGGAAUUAAUGUGCUCUCGCUGAUUAACGAGCACGCUGGUGCUGCUUUGCAGUACGGGAUCGAUAAGGACUUUGCGAACGAGUCACGGCAUGUUAUAUUAUAUGAUAUGGGUUCCACUAGUACUUACGCCGCUCUAGUUUACUUCUCGGCGUACAAUACAAAGGAGUUUGGGAAGACGGUAUCGGUUAACCAGUUCCAGGUAAAGGAUGUUAGAUGGGAUGCGAAACUUGGAGGUCAAGAUCUGGAAUUGCGUUUAGUGGAGUACUUUGCUGAUGAGUUCAAUAAACAAUUAGGAAAUGGGUUUGAUUUGAGGACGUCUCCUAAGGCAAUGGGUAAAUUGAAGAAACAAGUCAAGCGAACAAAAGAAAUUUUGAGUGCAAAUACAGUGGCCCCAAUUUCAGUGGAAUCUAUAUAUGAUGACCUUGAUUUCAGAAGCACUAUAUCUCGUGAAAAAUUUGAAGAACUCUGUGCAGAUUUGUGGGAGAGGGCACUUGUGCCAUUAAAAGAGGUUCUGAGAAACUCUGGAUUGAAGAUAGAUGAUAUUUAUGCUGUGGAGCUGAUCGGUGGGGCUACUCGUGUGCCAAAGUUACAGGCUAAGCUCCAGGAAUUUCUUGGCAGGAAUGACCUGGACAAGCACCUUGAUGCUGACGAAGCAAUAGUUCUUGGUGCAUCACUACAUGCUGCCAAUUUGAGUGAUGGCAUCAAGCUAAAUCGUAGGCUAGGAAUGAUUGAUGGAUCUUCUUAUGGCUUUGUGCUUCAACUAGAUGGGCCUGAUCUUUUAAAAGAUGAGAAUACUGAUGUGUUGCUUAUACCACGGAUGAAAAAAAUGCCCAUCAAGUUAUUCAGGUCUAUUAAACAUAACAAGGAUUUUGAAGCUUCACUUAGCUAUGACAAAGCAAAUGAACUGCCCCCAGGAGUUCUUUCAUCUAAGUUUGCACAAUAUUCAGUAUUGGGUUUGACUGAAACUAGUGAAAAGUAUGCUGCUCGCAACCUCUCAUCUCCCAUCAAAGCAAAUCUGCAUUUUUCUUUGAGCAGAAGUGGAGUUAUAUCUCUUGAUCGAGCAGAGGCAGUUAUUGAGAUAACAGAAUGGGUGGAAGUUCCUAGGAAAAACACUACAUUGGAAAAUAACACCACUGACAGUUUUAAUGUAUCUACUGAAACAAGUCCAGGGAAUACUUCACAAGGCAAUGCAGAAAGCUUGAGUUCUGAUGAUGAUGCUGAUAUCUCACCCAAUGCCUCUAAUGGCAAGCAAGAUAACGAUAUCAUUACAGAAAAAAUAUUGAAGAAGAAAACCUUUAGAGUACCACUAAAGGUAGUGGAGAAAUCUUCAGGGCCAGGAUCUGUUCUUUCAAAAGAUUCAUUUUCUGAAGCUAAAAUCAGAUUAGGUGCACUUGACACAAAGGAUGCUGAAAGAAGAAGAACUGCAGAGCUCAAAAAUAGCCUGGAAGAGUAUAUAUAUUCUACAAGAGAAAAGAUAGAAGAUAAUGCUGAAGUUGGGAAAGUCUCAUCUGAAGAAGAGCGCUCUUUCUUUGUAGAGAAACUUAGUGAGGUGCAAGAAUGGUUGUAUACUGAUGGUGAGGAUGCUUCAGCUAGUGAAUUUAAAGAACGACUAGAAUCACUCAAAGCCAUUGGUGACCCUAUAUUCUUCAGAUUGAACGAGUUAACGGCACGACCACUUGCUUGUGAGCAUGCUCGUCUUUACCUCAAUGACCUACAAAAGAUUGUGAAUAAUUGGGAAAUGAAUAAACCGUGGCUUCCCAAAGAUAAAACUGAAGAGGUACUGAGUGAAGCUGAAAAAUUAAGAAAUUGGCUAGAAGGAAAGGAGGAACAACAAAAGAGGACUUCCAUCUUAAGCACACCAAUCUUCGAAUCAGAAGAAGUAUACCAGAAAGUGGCCAAGCUUCAGGAUAAGGUUGCAAGUGUCAAUAGGAUUCCAAAGCCAAAACCAAAAAUUGAGAAACCUCCAAAAGAAGAACUAGUGACCCAAGAGAACAGCACAGGCACCUCAAACAAUACUUCUGGUGAGCCAACGCCUGAGGCAGGGCACACCACGCAAGAUUCUGUUGAUUCAUCCCAUGCUGGAACUGAUCAAGAAAGAGCGGCCCAUGAUGAGUUAUGAUCAUCUCGUCUCAUCACCGGCUCCAUAUCUAGAUGGAUAGCUAUUGAUUUUCAGGGAAUAUACCACAACUACAACUACAGAUGAGCUCAAAACACCAGGCAUUAUUUCUUUCUCUUCAGCAAAUAUAGGCAUUUUGGUCAUUUACAUGAAAGGUAGAUUUCUGCAGCGAGCAAUUUUGCUAGCCCAGUGUUGCUUCUACGAGCUAUAAGCUAUACUUAGGAUCAUAUUUUUGCAAUAUUUAGUUUUUUUCCCUUGCUUCAAUGGCUGCAGAGGGGCAGUGCCUUUUCAUUUGGUGGAUUAUGCUACCCCCACAAAACAGGGGAUGAUAUCUUGUAUUCUCUUAAGUAAUUGAGUGGACAUGCAAAUCCAAGAGGCUGAUGGCAUGUUGUAGAAUUUGCACUGGCUCUAAUAUGUACUUCUGUUUUAGUGAUUGUGGACUGCAACUUUGAUGAAAUGAGGAGCUUUAUGAAACAGUGAUUUAAAA